Anarrhichthys ocellatus (wolf-eel) is the source of this 4182-nucleotide messenger RNA. RefSeq names its product ribosomal RNA processing 1 (gene rrp1). Bases 70 to 3072 code for a protein of 1000 amino acids. Gene Ontology annotation, cellular component: nucleus; preribosome, small subunit precursor. NCBI's taxonomy places the organism in Eukaryota, Metazoa, Chordata, Actinopteri, Perciformes, Anarhichadidae. Gene Ontology annotation, biological process: rRNA processing. The record is from RefSeq and is a predicted model, not a curated record. The transcript is spliced from 16 exons.
GCGCCGUAUCGUGGAAACGUGGGACGAAGAGGGCGCGAGUGAAGAGUCCCCACGUGAAUCGGUGUGAACAUGGCGUCGAUUCAAGAGCCAGAGGUCCAGCUCGCUCAGAGACUAGCUUCCAACGAGAAGCCCAUCCGGACCAAGGCUGUGAAGAAGCUGAGGAAAUACAUUAAUGUCAGGUCCCACAUCGCGACAGGUGGAUUCACAGGUGAUGAGCUGCUCAAGCUGUGGAAGGGUCUGUUCUACUGUCUGUGGAUGCAGGACAAACCACUGCUCCAGGAGGAGCUGUCCAACCAGAUCUCUACCCUCAUCCACAGCUUCCAUGAUAUUGACGGACAGCUGUUGUACCUGGAGAGCUUCCUGCAGACCUUCAGGAGAGAGUGGACUGGUAUCGACAGGCUGCGCAUGGAUAAGUUCUUCCAGCUGGUUCGCUUCAUGUUCAGACAAACCUUUGAGAUGCUGAAGAGGACAAACUGGGAGAGCAGUGCGAUUACCAGGUUUCUGGAGCUGCUGACGGCACACGUCCUGCAGAGCGGCAGCGGGGCGCCCAGCGGGUUGCAGUUCCACAUCCUGGACCUUUACAUGACCGAGCUGGCAGCUGUGGGUUCAGCAGAGCUCACUGCUGAUCAGAACUUGAUAUUCAUCGAGCCAUUCUGCAAAACGGCAGCCAAAACCAAGGAUCGGUCUCUUUUCAGUGCCAUCUGCAACAGCAUCCUCAGCACCAUCAUUGACCAGGCCCCUUUCGCUAUCGAAGAUUUGAUGAAGGAGCUGAAAGCAGCUGAGCACUCAGACUCCGACUCGGGACAAGCUUCUGAGGAGAACGACGACAACGAGGAACUAAAUGAGAAGAUCAGCAAACCGGUCGCCAAGAAGCGGACAUGGAAGCAGAUCAACGGCAAUAUACCAAAUGAAGAUGAUAGUGAUGAUAGUGAUGAUGCUGAGCUUCUUCACGGGGUAGACUCGGACACAGAGGGGUCAUGUGAUGAAGACGUUGGACAAGUCCUACAGUUCAACUAUGCCGCCCUGGCAGACAAGCUGUUUGAGUUAGCCAGUCGGAGCAGCACACCCAGCAGGAACAGACAGAGACUCUACAAGAUCACCAGAGUACUGCGUGAUCUGAAUGAAGGCAUCUUCCCUCAGGAUGAGUAUCCAGAGGAGGUCUCCACAGAUGAGGAUGACGACAUGUUUGGCAGCAGGAAGAGGAUCAAGAGAGGUCGCAUGGAGAACGAUGAGAGGGUGCCAGGAGCCAAGAAAAUGAAAGGGGGAAAGAAGGAGGCUUCCACACCCGACAAGCAAAGCAAGGACUCGGUGAAAGAUGACGGUGAACCAGCUGAUCUAACUGCAAAUGAAAAGAAAAAGAAAAAGAGGAAGAACAAGAAGAAGAAGAAGAAAGCCCUGCAGGAUGGAGGUGUAGACGGAUCUGGACAGGAACAGACUGUGGCUCAAAGUACGACUAGAGAGACUGGAGGAGGUCUGGAGUGUUCACAGAAAGGAGAUUUGGAAAAGGAAGCACAGACGCACAGCUCCCUCACAUCUGUAAAAGUGACGGAGGCAAAGACUCCAGAGAGCCAGUCAGAAGCUCUGCUCCUCUCUGAAGUAAAGGAACAGCCUCCAGUUCCUGUCACUGAAGAAAGCAGCCAAGCCACUGACUGCACCAGUGACAACAUGCACCAAUCUGUAGAGACCAGAACGAGGCAGACUUCUGAGGUGACGGAGGCAGCAGAGGAGCAGCAGGCUCCUGUUGGAACAGAGCCAAAUGAAGCAGUCUCAGGGAAGAAGAAGAAGAAGGGCCUGAAGGUGAAGGUACAGACGGAGGAGAUUGUGACCAAACUGCAGGUCAAUGCAGAAGCAGAGAUCAUUCCAGUAAUUUUUGAGGAGUCGGCAGAAAAAAACACUGCAACCACAUCUGAAAGUGAUUGUCCAACACCUGCCAAGCAGCAGCAGAAGAAGAAGGGCCCAACAGCUCAGAAGAACCUCAAGGAGGUGCAGGUGAGUGGUGUGAGCACACCUUAUGAGGAGUCAGAGGGAGGUGACCCAACCGCUGGACUUGAGAAGCCAACUGAUUCCAUCACCCCAUGUGAUAAGAAGAGGAAGAAAAAGAAGCUCAAGGCUGAUAAAGGACCAAAGGUUGAGGAAGAGGGAAAACACACAAACGCUGAAGUCAGAUCAGUUGUCGAGGAAGCGUCACAAGAUGCCACCACAGCGCCACUUACAAAGAAGAAGAAGAAAGGCAAGCAAGAGGCUGCAUCACUUGAUGGAAACACUGAAAUCCAACUGAAGAAGAAGAACCUGAAAGAGUGUCAGACUUCAGAGGAAGAGGAAGCAGCGGCUGUGGAUGCUGAGAAGCUGCCGUUUAAGAUCACCAAGACAGCACCAGCUAAGAGAAAGAAGCUGGCAGCAGCCCAAGUGGACGUAACGGAUAAAAGCCAGCUGCAGGUGGUUUGCAUCGUUGACGCAGAGCUCACAUCGGGUGAAACUGAAGUGGUCUCUUCCGCCGGGAAACCGAGGAAGAAGAAGAGGAAGAUCCCCGUGGUCUUUGAGUACGAGGCCGAUGAGCUGGAGGCUGCAGAGAUCAACGGGGCUCCAGAAGAAGAUACCGUGACCCAGAAGUCCAAACCAGACAGUGACGUUGGAGAGUCCUCCACUCCUCUUCGCACUAAAAAGUCCCAAAAGAAGGCAAAGACUUCCUCCGGCUCGGCGUCUGACUUCGUCACCUUUCAGAGCAACGCCACAGUCCCAACACCGCUCUUCUGCAGAACCAAGAGGAGCCCCAGCACCCCGCUGUCCAGCAAGAAGAAGAGUCAAAGUCCCAAAUCACUGUCCAAGAAGGUGACCUUCGGCCUCAAGAACAACAAGACGGCUGAGUUUCGGAAGACUGAUCGCAGCCUGCUUGUGAAUCCAGACAGCGCGUUGCGAGUGCCCUUUGACCCCAAACAGAAACCCAAGUUUGGGGUCUUGAAGUCUCCGCCCACACCGCUCAUCGCCAGAAAGACCCUCAAGGCCAACAGGACCAGCACCACUACUCCAAAGAGUACGCCUAAACGCAGACCGUCAGCAGCAGACUUCUUCUAGCGCUGACGGGCUGCAGAGAGAGAUGCUGUGUGUUUGUACUUGCAUCUGAUAUCAGUGUUACUUUCUGCCUCAUUGAGCGGUUCAAUGUUUUAAUAGUUACUAUUGCUGUUUGUCCAAUGUAAUCAACUUUUCAGUUAGUGUGUGAUUGAGUUUGAUACCGAACAAAAUAAAUUAUAUUUUAGGGGGAAAAAAUAAACAAAAUGGUGAAACAUCAACAGCUGUACUACAUUGUCUCAUUACUUCAGUCAAACUCAAGACCUUCUGAUGCAAACAGGACGAAUGUCAGAGUCAAAGUAAAGAGUGGUAAAGUGUACCUCUGUUUAGCAUGGAUCAUGUUCUCAUUAAAGAAGUGUGGUCCAACACGACCAACGCAUUUCAGACCUUCAGCCUUUCAUGUGAAUGAGGUCAGUCCGUCAACGCAGCGGGGUCCAACACAUCCCUGUAGCCCUGUUUCUGCCACGGCUACACGCUGCUGCAGAGGCAUCUCAAGCAACGCAUGCAAGACUCCAAUCAACAUGUGGUGAACAUAUCGUCGUGUGUGUGUGUGUGUGUGUGUGCGCGCGCGCGCUUGUGUUCACGUCAGUCUCAAGACAUUCUUGCAUUUCAUGAACCUGUGACAGCCUGCUGUCCUGCCUGUAGGAUGCUGCUGAAGUCAUCUUGUGGUAGAAAUAUUGCAGGUACAAUGCAUGUCAGCUAAACAAUGUGUGAUUAAGUUAACGGUAUAGUUCUGGUCUUUGAAGUGGGGUAGUCACUGAUCUAUAGUCGGUGUAUUACCAAGAAUAGACAGCCCCAGAGUCCCAGCACCCUAAACAAAGGUCCACAUAACGCAUCAAUACCAGUUCAAGUAUAUUGUGGAUAUAUCAAUUUGUACCUUGCAGUGAGACCGCUGUUCACUCUGUUUACGAUGGCGAACUGAAGCAGUUAUCUCUGCUCUCGCCAAAGCUAUAGAUACCAUUGAAGAGUAACAUCUGACCUCUCAGAACAUCGCUUUGUCUGUUUGUGUGUGACUUUGGUGAAUCUGAACCAACAAAAUGUAGUAAAAGCAUAACAAAAUGAUUCAUAAUUUAGUGAUCCAAUAUUAAAUACACCAAGUUUUACAGGAAUAUGGUA